CGGGCCAUUCACGGCUAUGCUCUUGGGAUCAUGGUUUAGCCUUGUGUUGGCGUUUAUAACUUUCAGCCGAGGGCUUUCUGAAGGUGGAGACAUUUAACGAGAAGAUAAUGCAGCAAAGACUUUCAGGCUUGUCCCAGCGGAUAAAAGAAAUCUAUUCAGCAAGAGCAGGACUGGUCAACAUCGAAAUCGAACGUCAAGAAGUAGGUCUCCAGCACUCUCAGGAUGUCAGCGGUAUACGAGUACACUGGCCCCGUGGAUUGCGGCGUGGUGCCAGACAAGACGCAAUGUAAAGGCAAGAGUGUGAUUGUAACUGGAGGUGCGAAUGGCAUGGGAGAGGCAUAUGUUCGGGAAUUCGUCAAAAAUGGAGCAUUUGUGACAUUUUGCGAUGUCAAUGAAGAAAGAGGGAAAGCCAUUGAGACUGAAUUGAGUCCGGAGAGAACUUGCUUUGUCAAGUGUGAUAUCAGUUCGUGGGAUGACCAAGUUCGGCUGUUUGAGGCAGCCGUAACGAAGUCGCCUUCGAAGACGGUUGAUAUAGUCAUUUCCAAUGCAGGUGUUGGCAGAGGGGCGGGCGAUCCCAUGAUGGCCCUAGAAGAUCCCUUUUCCAAACCGACAAAACCUAGCAUGCACAUCAUCGACAUCAAUCUGGUCGGCAAUAUGUACACGUUCAAACUUGCCAUUCACUAUUUCCGACGUGGCGAGCAGACUCCGGAUCGAGACCGCUGUUUUAUCUUCAUCGGCAGUAUCGCUGGUAUCUGUGAUAAUCUAGGGAGCUGGGAGUACUCGACUUCGAAAUGGGGCCUUCGUGGGCUGAUGCGGACUGCUCGACGGAACGCCCCCCAUCAGGGCAUCCGAGUUGCCUAUGUUGCGCCGGCCUGGAUCCGUACUGCCAUCCAAACACAGGAGACCCUGGACAGACUGGCCAAGAAUGGAGUCGAGUUCGCCACCAUCGACAGUGCUGUCAAGUGUGUAAUGAGAGUCUCAUGUGACAAGAGCAUUAACGGGCACUCGUUUGUCAUUUGCUCCGAGUCGGUGAGUAAGCAUGGUUUCAUAGAUGCGGAGGAAGACGACCGUACGGAUGAGAACCACUGGCUUCAAAAGAUCCAACGAACUGUUUUCAGAGCCAGGGGAGACGCAUGGCCGUGAACAACCUUGUGGACCUGUAGUGCAGCAAAAAGGGGCACCCGAGUACAUGCUUCUUCCUUUCUGCUGUUAAAUAAAGACAAAUUGUCCCGAGAAGACAUCGUUCCC
This is a messenger RNA of Exophiala oligosperma, 1248 nucleotides long. RefSeq lists its product as uncharacterized. Lineage: Eukaryota; Fungi; Ascomycota; Eurotiomycetes; Chaetothyriales; Herpotrichiellaceae. Bases 223 to 1143 code for a protein of 306 amino acids. The record is from RefSeq and is a predicted model, not a curated record. Gene Ontology annotation, molecular function: oxidoreductase activity. The transcript has 8 exons.